This is a messenger RNA of Salvia hispanica, 399 nucleotides long. RefSeq names its product small ribosomal subunit protein uS14z/uS14y/uS14x-like. Gene Ontology annotation, molecular function: zinc ion binding; structural constituent of ribosome. Gene Ontology annotation, cellular component: ribosome; cytosolic small ribosomal subunit. The record is from RefSeq and is a predicted model, not a curated record. Gene Ontology annotation, biological process: cytoplasmic translation. Lineage: Eukaryota; Viridiplantae; Streptophyta; Magnoliopsida; Lamiales; Lamiaceae.
GGGUUUUAGUUUGCAGGAUUAUAAAUUCAUCCGACUCUUUCCAUUGUAACACAGAUUCAUUAGCCUAAUUCUUGCCGAGAGAGAGAGAGAGGAAGAUGGGGCACUCUAACAUCUGGAAUUCUCACCCAAAAACCUAUGGCCCUGGAUCCCGCACAUGCCGUGUUUGCGGGAACCCUCAUGGAAUUAUUAGGAAGUAUGGUUUGAUGUGCUGCAGGCAAUGCUUCCGCAGCAAUGCUAAGGAAAUUGGCUUUAUUAAGUAUCGCUAGACUGUUCCGGCAUGGACUUUGCAGAGGGUCGUUUUGAUUUAUUUAGUGGUAGCCAUUUAUUCAAGAAUGGAUGACUGUUAUAAACCAUGUUUAAACUCUUAUUAGAUGGUAAACCAUGAGAUUUUUUGUUUUA